Messenger RNA from Drosophila yakuba, 720 nucleotides. It is a transcript of the gene Arpc3B, whose product is annotated as actin-related protein 2/3 complex subunit 3. Gene Ontology annotation, cellular component: cytoskeleton; Arp2/3 protein complex. The record is from RefSeq and is a predicted model, not a curated record. Gene Ontology annotation, biological process: Arp2/3 complex-mediated actin nucleation; regulation of actin filament polymerization. The transcript is spliced from 3 exons. The coding region runs from base 102 to 626 and encodes 174 amino acids. Gene Ontology annotation, molecular function: actin filament binding. Lineage: Eukaryota; Metazoa; Arthropoda; Insecta; Diptera; Drosophilidae.
AAAGAUAACGUUUUCACAUCACUAGGAAGUACUGAUAAAUCAUAUAUUACUUUCUUUUUCGUAUAUUAAAGCAGUUAAAAAGCGAGCCCAAACUAAUAGAAAUGCCGGCCUUUCACUCGGAAAUCGAGGAGUUCCAAGCCUCGGUGGGCAAUAUGGCCAUUCUACCGCUACGUACCCAAGUCCGAGGACCAGCGCCCAAUGUUGAUAUUCCCAACGACAUCAUCGAUGAGUCACUUUACUUCUGGAAAUCCAACAUUUUCUUCCGCACUUACGAAGUUAAGUCGGAGGUGGACAGGGUGCUUAUCUACAUCACGCUCUACAUCACGGAAUGCUUGAAGCGAUUGGCCCGCUGCACGAGUAAAUCGCAGGGUCAGCAGGAGCUCUAUACGCUGGCCAUCUCCCGGUUCGAUAUACCCGGCGAUGCGGGAUUCCCGCUGAAUGGAAUAUACACGAAGCCCGAGGAUCCGGAGCUGAUGCGUCAGUACAUGCUGCAGUUGCGCCAGGAAACCGGAAACAGAUUGCUGGAGAAGGUAUUCGAUACUGCGGAUGGAAAGCCGAGCAAGUGGUGGAUAUGCUUUGCCAAGAAGAAGUUCAUGGAGAAGAGUCUUUCGGGACCGGGAAUGUGAAUGAAUUGCAUAAGUUAUUUCAAAGUUUGUUAACUCCUUUUUUUUUGACUGUAUUAAUUGUAUAGUAAAGUAUUAAAUCGUUAAAUUCCUUGUG